Molecule: messenger RNA, 966 nt
Organism: Penicillium macrosclerotiorum
Lineage: Eukaryota; Fungi; Ascomycota; Eurotiomycetes; Eurotiales; Aspergillaceae
Exons: 2
Coding region: 1-966 (321 amino acids)
Source: RefSeq, a predicted model, not a curated record
AUGAUGUCUUCCACGUUCGCCCCGAGCCUUACGCGAAGAGACACGGCCAAAUCAGGCACCGGAUAUGAGAAUGCUCAUGGCGGAAUUCCUCCUGUCAGCGGCGGAGGGGGCCCGUUUGGGCCCCAAAGUGCCGGAGCUAUCUACCAACAAAUUCAUGAUAUGGCUGCGAAACGGAUUUCCACUUUAGACUAUCUGAGGAAGGCUCUGGAGGGUCGCGUUUACUGGUUCAAUACCGUACAUUUCUCUCGAGCCGAUAUCAGUCGCCUGCCAUACUUCGAGGCUCGAAAGCUCUCUCGUCGGGCCGUCAACUAUCUUCUCCUUGGCCUGUCCCUUCCCCCGAUCCUCGACGUCAAUUCAACCCCAUUCGAGUAUCUCAAAGUUCUCAAUGCCCUUUUGAUGGAAUUCGAAGCCUUCCAGCAAGUACAUCCUCCCGAUGGCACCUCGUCGUCAAGUCUUGCCAGAGCACGGAUACCUCAAAUGUUCAAGCGAGCAGCUCAUGCUGGUACCAAAACCCGGAGAGCCAGCUCCGCUACCGAAAUCGGACUGCCGAUGCAGACCAGUGAUCCCUCCGAUCUUAAAAGUGCUGCUGGGAAUGUCGCAUCGCCUUCGACAGCUACCGCUGCUUCGGUGAUAUCAUUUCCUUUGACAGAGUCCUCCGAUCUCCUGCCAGGUGAAGAAUACACCUAUCUGCUAACACCUUCAUUGCCUUUCGAACCGGAUUUCUUCGAGACCUUCGCAACUCUCUGCGAUGUAUUGAUCGAUUGUUAUAGCCGUAUCACGACAUUGGUCUCGUCUCCAUCCGUUUGCACAGUAGCAUUGGGAGAAACGUUCUCCAAGGCAGAUGCAAAGCUCCGAAAAAUCAUGGUGGCAGGAGCGGUUCGAGAAUUUGAAGACGCAAGUCGAAAUGGAGUCAAAAAUGAAGUGGCUGGUGUGAGCCGCGUGGUGCUCGGCGGACUUCUGGGCUAG